Molecule: messenger RNA, 564 nt
Organism: Beta vulgaris subsp. vulgaris (sugar beet)
Lineage: Eukaryota; Viridiplantae; Streptophyta; Magnoliopsida; Caryophyllales; Amaranthaceae
Product: glutathione S-transferase T2-like
Exons: 1
Coding region: 1-564 (187 amino acids)
Source: RefSeq, a predicted model, not a curated record
AUGGAGUGUAGAGGAAAAUCAUGCACUCAUUUAAUUUCGACGUAUCUAGAGUGUAGAGGAGAUGUGUUGAAGGGAGCCGACCAAAAUGGUGAUGGUUUAUGGGGUUCAGUAUUUGAGAAUGUGGAAGAGUCACGAAGACUCAAUCCAACUUUACACCCAAGGACAUUCAAAGCUCUUACUAGCCUUUGGAAAAAAAUCAACGGAGAUGUGAAUUCAUGGGUCGGGAUAUAUACCGAGGCGAAAAGGAAGAAGUGGUCUGACUGCAAUGAAAAAGACGUCCUGACUGAAACCCGUGAGAUGUGGAUAAAAGUCCAUGGACCCCAAUUUACAUUGAAGCAUGCAUGGAAUGUUAUGAAACACGACGAUAAAUGGGCAGAUGGCAUCCAAAUGAGCGGCGGAAGCUCAAAACGGUCUGGUCUAGACGAAGGUGCAAGCUCAAAACAUCUUGACGGCAACAAGAAAGUUAAGAGUAGGAGAAAAGCCCCAACAUCCAAUUCUCCAUUUCCAUCCUCUUCAGAAUUUACAAGGAGAAUUAGUUUGGGAGAAGAAUUGCUUGAGUAUUAA